CCUUUGAAAAGUGGCAGCUUCAGGGGCAAGCUGAGUUCCCGCAGGAAGAGGGAGUUCAUGCCCGAGGAGAAAAAGGACGCUUCUUACUGGGAAAAAAGACGGAAAAACAACGAGGCCGCCAAACGGUCACGCGAGAAGCGACGCUUCAACGACUUGGUGCUAGAAAGCAAAAUGUUGGCGCUCAACGAGGAGAACGCCUGCCUCCGGGCCGAGCUCCUCACUUUAAAGAUGAGGUACGGCCUCAUCAGCUCCACAGCCUAUGCCCAGGAAGCCCAGGUCCUGCAAGGCUGCAUGCAGAAGUACUUUGCAAGGCAAAGAGCAAUAGAGAUGGACCCUCACUUUUUGGAACUAGACACCCCAUUUCUGAGGGAUGGCUGCUGCCAUAAUCACAUGAGAUACACCUCAGGAAGGAUGCCUGUCGAUUCCAUUGACUCCACUUCCCAACAUAUCCGCGAUAGCCCACUUCACAUAAGAUGCACUAGCCCUGCAUCGGUUAAAAUGCAGAAACAACACCCUAUAGAAAUUUCGAUGGAUGAGUCUACAAUACAUAAAACUUCGUUGAAUCAGAUAAUAUAUUCCAGAUACCCCCAUCCAUUUAAUGAAAGCUAUCCCUAUUACAGGCCUUCAAGUGCUUCUCCAAGUGCAACAGAGGCGGACAAUAAAAACAAUAAAAGAGAGUCAGAAGAUGAUGCAGAAGAUGAACAACAGGUCCCUAAAAUACAUCCUUUUUCUCCUGUCAAUAGCUGUAGAUUUGAAUGCUCUACAACCUCCAAGUCAAGUAGUUCUGCCCUUCCCCACAAACUGAGAAUUAAGGCAAAAUCAAUGAUUGCAAAAGAAGAAAAGGAUGAUGCAGUAUUUGAUCUUGAGAUGUCAUGGAAGGAUGAACCCCGCCUUGCAAAGACUAGAAGUGCUUCACUGACUGAGAUUAGAGGCAUGGAUGUGAGUUUCUGUGGAGGUAUUUGCAAUUACAAAGCAGCAUUUAAACCUGUUAUUCCAUUAUCUAUUUGUCAUUCAGUUUAAUUGAAGGCUUUGACCAUCCAUUGAACUGAGUUUAUUCAGUGUUUAUUAAUUCUACUUUCCUGAAUAAUAUGCUUUUGAAACAUGCAAUUUGGAAAAAAGUGUCAUUUUAAGUUGUAGAGUAAGCUAAAGCAAUUUUUAAGGAUCAAACGGCUGAAUGGCUCACUCCUAUUUUUAUUUCUUAAAUUCUUAGUGUCGUGGACAAAAAUGAAUGUGAUAUUGGUAUGACCUGUUCCAGAAAUAUUCUUAUAGUGAGAGAGAAUAAUUAAUUAAAUUGUAGCUUUUGUGCAUUUAUUAUAUGUUAAUAUUAAAAAAUUUACUUCAUUUAUACCACUGGAAUUUUUUUCUCUGAUCACUUUCUUCGCAAUAUCAUAAACAAGUGAAUUUUUAGUGGAAAUAUAAAAACACUUUGUAAAAUACAUUUACAGAUUUGAUAAAAAUGGUGAGCAAUGAAAUGGAGAAUUAUGAAGUAGAUUCUCAUGGUGUUAUAAUAAUGCUAUUAAAGUUGCUGCCAAUAGCUUUUUAGUGACUUGCCUGUUUUGUGCCACACCCAAUCUGAUAUGUUUAAAUUUAUAUGCACUGCAUGAACAAAAACAAACUGUAUUGGGGAAAAAAGAUCG
This is a messenger RNA of Carcharodon carcharias (great white shark), 1637 nucleotides long. RefSeq names its product nuclear factor interleukin-3-regulated protein-like. The record is from RefSeq and is a predicted model, not a curated record. Gene Ontology annotation, molecular function: DNA-binding transcription factor activity; DNA binding. Gene Ontology annotation, biological process: regulation of DNA-templated transcription; circadian rhythm; DNA-templated transcription. Lineage: Eukaryota; Metazoa; Chordata; Chondrichthyes; Lamniformes; Lamnidae. The annotation marks the transcript as partial. The transcript has a single exon. Gene Ontology annotation, cellular component: nucleus.